AUGACCGAAAUUGAUAAUAGUAUCCUUGAUGAAUCUUCAUUUCUUCACGAUACAUCUACUACAGAAGAUAAUUUAAAUGGGAAACAAGAUCCUUUCAUUCUUGUUAGGGAAUAUCAAGUUUUAUUAACAAAGACUCAGAAAGAAUUAUUCGAUUUAAAGAUGAAAUACAAACAAAUUGAAGAGGAAUACGAAUUAUACAAAGUAAGGAUUGUCGAUUUAAAGAGAAAUAAUACACAAAUGAGAGAUGCGAUUGCAGAAAAUACUACGCUUAAGAUACAAUUCGAAAAUAUUAAGACAAACGCAGAUAAAAGGAACAAAGAACUCAUGCAGAAGAUUCAAAAUCUCCAAAAAAGCAAUGAUGACUUAAGUCGCGAUAAAAUUAAACUAGAGGGCGAAUUAGAUGAUGCAAAACGAAAUGAUUUGAGAAAUGGUGCUCCAAUUACAUUACCAGAUGGAACAAAAAUCUUACUUUCUGACUUAAUUCAAAAAUUCACAUCACUAAGCGCUAAAUACUCUUCAGCAAACGAUCAAAUUAUUCAAUUACGGGAUUUAAAUGAGAAAUAUGCAAAGAAUGGACAAUCUAUUGAUGAGCUUACCGAAAAAUUAAAAAAUGCAAAUAAUCAAAUUGCUUUAUUAAAAGACCAACUCCAGCAAAACGCAUCUAAAUAUGAAAUAACGAUUGAAAUCCUUAAAAAGAAUUACGAAGAACUGAACAAUACUCGUGAACGUGAAUUAUCUCAAUUAAAUCAGACUUUAAACGAUGGAACUGAUACAAUUGCUGCUCAAAAAGCUGAUAUUGAUAAACUUACUAAACAAGCGCUUCAAUAUCAAGAUCUUAUCAAGCAAUUACAAGAAAAGAUUUCGGAACAAUACAAUGAUCAUAAACAGCUCGAAAAUAAGCUUGGAGAUGCACAAAAAAGGAUUGGUAUUCAGCAAAAACGCAUGGAACAGAAGACUUCUGAAAAAGAAGACGAAAUUGAAAAGCUUAAGCAUGAAUUAGAAAUCCAAAGUGAUAAAAACGCUGAACUCCAAGCUCAAAAUAAACAACAACAAGAUCAAGUGUCCGAAUACAUAAAUUCACUUCAAAAACUUAAACAUAAACUAUCUAAAGCUACAAGCUUAAACAAUGAUCUAAAUUCGCAAAUUUCUGAACUAAAUGGGCAACUAAGAGUCAGUAAAAAGGAAAACGAUCUUAAAAACGAAAAGAUUAAUAUUCUUGAAGAUAAUUCUAAACAAAUUCCAAUUCUUGAAUCUAAACUAUCUGAUGCAACAACUGAAAAUGAUCAUUUAAUAGCGGAGGUUGAUGAUUAUAUGAAGAAAUUAGCAGAAAAAGAUCAAAACAUAUCAGUAUUAGAAAAACAAUUGAAAGAAAAUGAAAUGAAGUAUAAUUCAGAAAAUGGUCUAUUACAAAAUGAAAAAGCACAAUUAAAUCAAAAAAUUCAAGAGUUAAACAUCAAAAUAGAAGAACUCCAGAAUGAAAUUAAUGAAUUAAAUGAUCCUCAUUGCCAUUGUAUCAGAAGAACAGAGUUCCAAAGCUUAAAAACAGAUAUUUUGGAAUCUUUAAAAUCAUCACUUCAAAAUAAAACAGAAAAAUCAGUUGACUACGAAAAAACAACCAAUCAAAUUCUACAAUUAUCAAAUGUUGUAACUAAUUCUAUAUCACAGACAAAGCUUUCGUUAUCAAAACAGCAUGAUGAGAUUUUGAUGCUAAUGAAUCAACCUAUUAAAGAAGGAAAGAAGUGA
Trichomonas vaginalis G3 is the source of this 1743-nucleotide messenger RNA. Its product is annotated as myosin rod-like family protein. NCBI's taxonomy places the organism in Eukaryota, Parabasalia, Trichomonadida, Trichomonadidae. The transcript has a single exon. The record is from RefSeq and is a predicted model, not a curated record. Bases 1 to 1743 code for a protein of 580 amino acids.